AUGGCCUCAACGGUGUCUGACAUUUCGUCGCAAGCGUACUGGUUUAGUCGCAGCGGACGCUACGACGAGCUGCUAGUCGAUGGAUCUGGAGAUAACGUUGCAAUUCCGGUUCAGGCAGUGGCGCAGUCCGACCUGGGUCCCCUGCUUACCUCCCUGGAGGCCCCUCAUCGCUGCUGGGCCACUACCAGCAAGUUCACGGCUAAGAGCGGGGAGAUGUGUCUGCUGCCGGACCCGCAGGGCGGCCUGUCCCGGGUGCUGCUGGGUUUGGGCCCCAGCCCCUCCUCCGUCCCCUGGCCGUACGCCGUACUUGCCAAGCUACCUGGGGGGACUUACCGACUUGCGCAGUCGGACAGCGGCGGCGCUGACGGCGCUGACGGCGCUGACGGCGCUGUUGCUGAAGCGGCGGAGCGGGCGACCCUGGGGUUCUUGCUGGGGCACUAUGCUUUCGAGCGUUACAAGGGCCCUAGGGGGCCCAGGGGGGUUGCGGCGGCGGCGGCGGCGGAGAGGCGCGGUGGGGGCGAGGAGCCCCGAGGGGGGGAGGUUGGUGUGGAGGGCGCGGAGGGCGCGGAGGGGGAGCCCAAGGCGCGGUUGGUGUGGCCGGCGGGCUGCCGCAGCACCUACCUCAACUGUGUGGAGCUCCUGCACCUCCAUGAUAUGGGCGGUGCGGCGCUGGUCCUGGCCCUGGCUCACCUGGUCAUGAGCUGCCGGCUCCGCGUCCGGCUGCUGGUGCUGAUACCCGCUGUGGAGAACAGCGUGUCGGGGAACAGCUACCGCCCGCUAGACGUGCUGAGGACCCGCGCGGGGAUAUACGUGGAGUCCGACCCCCUCUGGCGACUGCCCCUGCACCCCCCCUACCGGCGCCUGUUGGACUCCAAGGUGGCGGACCUGGCCUCCACGGGCCCGGGGGACGGACUGGCGGGAGCCAUACUGGCGGCCCUGUUCCUGCAGGAGUUCGUGCAGGGGGCACAGAGGUGGGUUCACAUCGACACCAGCGCCUUCACCGCGGGCAGUGCGGUGGUCCCUGGGCGACCGGAGGGCGGGGAGGCGCAAGCGCUGCGGGCGGUGUGGCGCAUGCUGCAGUACCGGUACGGCACCCUGUUAGAGCAGUGA
Messenger RNA from Volvox carteri f. nagariensis, 1110 nucleotides. RefSeq lists its product as uncharacterized. Gene Ontology annotation, cellular component: cytoplasm. The coding region runs from base 1 to 1110 and encodes 369 amino acids. NCBI's taxonomy places the organism in Eukaryota, Viridiplantae, Chlorophyta, Chlorophyceae, Chlamydomonadales, Volvocaceae. Gene Ontology annotation, biological process: proteolysis. The transcript is spliced from 7 exons. Gene Ontology annotation, molecular function: metalloaminopeptidase activity; manganese ion binding. The record is from RefSeq and is a predicted model, not a curated record.